AUGGGCAAAGCAAACCAGACCUUUUUGACUGAAUUCAUCUUGCUGGGCCUUUCUUCAGAUCAGCAGACUCAGAUCCUGCUCUUUGUGGCAUUUCUCAUCAUUUACCUCCUGACAACGUUUGGGAAUCUGCUCAUCAUAGUCCUAAUCAAUGUCGAUUCCCGACUUCACACACCUAUGUACUUUUUCCUUAAAAACCUGUCUUUUGCUGACCUCUGUUUCUCUACUAGCAUUGUUCCUCAGAUGCUGCUCCAUUUCCUGGUAAUGCAAAAGACCAUUUCCUUUGCUGGGUGCUCAAUUCAGAUGUUUUCUUUCUUGGUAGCUGGGGCUACAGAGAGUUCACUUCUAGCAGUGAUGUCCUAUGACCGCUAUGUGGCUGUCUGCAAGCCCCUGCACUAUUCCAUCAUCAUGACCCAGAGGGUUUGUAUGCAGCUGGCCAUAGUGUCUUGGGCCAGUGGGGCACUUGUCUCUGUGGUAGAUACCAUGUUUACUUUAUGUCUACCAUACCAGGGACAGAAUGUGAUCAAUCAUUAUUUUUGUGAACCUCCAGCACUCCUGCAGCUGGCUUCUGCAGACACGUACAAAGCUGAGAUGGCUCUCUUUUCAAUGGGUGUGGUUAUCCUCCUGGCUCUUGUCUCCCUCAUCCUUAUCUCCUACUGGAAUAUUCUCUCCACUGUGAUGCAGAUGCAUUCAGGGGACAGGAGGCUCAAGGUCUUCUCUACUUGUGGCUCCCAUCUCAUUGUCGUUGUCUUCUACUAUGGAUCAACAAUAUUUACCUACAUGAGGCCAAACACCAAAAACAUGAAGGAGGGGGAUAAAGUGAUCUCCGUGUUCUACUCAGUCAUAACAUCCAUGAUGAACCCGUUCAUUUAUAGCCUGAGGAACAAGGAUGUAAAGGAGGCAUUUAAGAAAGCAUUUGGAAGAUAG
Messenger RNA from Orycteropus afer afer, 924 nucleotides. Its product is annotated as olfactory receptor 2D3-like. Gene Ontology annotation, cellular component: membrane. The record is from RefSeq and is a predicted model, not a curated record. Gene Ontology annotation, molecular function: G protein-coupled receptor activity; olfactory receptor activity. Lineage: Eukaryota; Metazoa; Chordata; Mammalia; Tubulidentata; Orycteropodidae. Gene Ontology annotation, biological process: G protein-coupled receptor signaling pathway.